Messenger RNA from Paramisgurnus dabryanus, 2161 nucleotides. It is a transcript of the gene bgnb, whose product is annotated as biglycan b. The record is from RefSeq and is a predicted model, not a curated record. NCBI's taxonomy places the organism in Eukaryota, Metazoa, Chordata, Actinopteri, Cypriniformes, Cobitidae. Gene Ontology annotation, molecular function: protein binding.
UUUAUUUGGUGUUACCGGUAUCUGGACAUGAGUCAAUGUGAGUUUUUGGCUCAUCCCACCCCAAACCCACAAGCGCGUGUUCGCCCAUUUCAACAGUGUGCAGCUCUCUGCUCACUGACACAUGAGAGGCAAAGACGCUUUGAAGUCAAUAUCUUUGUGUGAAAGUCCGACAUUCAGAAACCAAAUAGCAAGCAUUUAUCAUCAGACGCACGAGCGCAGUGUGGAAAUAUUUCACCUCAGUUAAAGGUCAGUGUGUGUCUGUAUCUCAGUCAUGUUCUCCGGCCGCUCUCUUCUGCUGCUGUUGCAUAUCUGCACCCUGAUGGCCUCUUCGCUGACCCUGCCCUUUGAGCAGAAAGGAUUCUGGGAUUUCGGCAUGGAUGGUGACGGGGGAGAUCUGACGACGAUGAUGAUGAGAGACGAAGAAGGUUCGGGGUCUUCGGGGGAGGAACUGCCACCCGAUGUGCCCUUAUGUCCUUUUGGUUGCCAGUGUCAACUUAAUGUGAUCCAGUGCUCAGACCUUAGUUUGACUGCAGUCCCCAAGGAAAUUCCCAGAGACACCAAACUCCUGGACCUACAAAACAACCGGAUCACAGAACUGAAGGAAAAUGACUUCAAAGGACUUGCCAACCUUUAUGCCCUGUCACUGGUCAACAACCAGAUCUCCAAAGUCCACCCAAGAAGCUUCACACCCCUUCUACGCUUGAAAAAGCUUUAUUUUUCUCAUAACCUCCUGACAGUGGUACCCCAAAACCUGCCCCCAUCCCUGGUGGAGCUGCGCAUUCAUGACAACCGUAUUAAGAAGGUUGAAAAGGGAACGUUCUCUGGUCUGGGCAGCAUGAACUGCAUUGAGAUGGGCGGGAACCCUAUUCAGAACAGUGGCUUCGAGCCUGGGGCGUUUAAAGGGCUAACACUCAACUACCUGCGCGUAUCUGAGGCCAAACUCACUGGAAUACCUAAAGAUCUUCCUGAAAGUCUUCAUGAGCUUCAUUUGGACAAUAACCAGAUCCAAGCCAUCGAACUAGAGGACAUGAAGCGCUAUAAACACCUGUAUAGGUUGGGCUUGGGUUACAACCACAUCCGCAUGAUUGAGAAUGGGAGUCUAUCAUAUGUCCCAAAUCUGAGGGAGCUGCAUUUGGAAAACAAUCGCCUGAGCAAAGUCCCAAAGGGUCUGCCUGAUAUGAAGUACCUUCAGGUGGUCUACCUUCAUUCCAACAACAUCAGCCAAGUGGACAUAGAUGACUUCUGUCCCCAAGGUUUUGGUAUAAAGAGAAGCUUCUAUAAUGGCAUCAGUCUCUAUGGUAACCCAGUUAACUACUGGGAGGUGCAGCCUGCUACCUUCCGGUGUGUGAAUGACCGAUUGGCCAUUCAGUUUGGAAACUAUAGGAAAUAAAUAUAGAAUGAAGGAGAAACAAAUAAUGCUGGAAAUGAAGCAAAACAGAGAGAAGGGUGCAUGGGGCAAUAUCAGAUUGUUCUGCAGCGUUAGGAUGUUUUUGUGAGGUCAAAGGACAAUUUCAGAGAAUUUAGAAAUAAAGAAUCAUAAAAGUUCAAAUAGUAUUUUUUUCUCAAAGAAAUAGAGGCAGCUGGGACAUUCUGUCUCUAUUUCCAAAAUCAGAAUAAUGGUUUCAAAGCAAGGUCUUGCCAAUGUAUUAUCAAUUUAAGGGCUAUUUGUUUGAACAACACUUUUAUAGUAGGCUUACUAUAAUUGAUAUGUGCUAUUAUAUUGUUAUUAUUUUAUAUAUUUAUGUUUUUUCAUUAAUGGUGAAGCUUGGAUGUACUGUUUAAAUAGAAAGGUUGAAUCAACAGUACACUAGAUUUUUAAUUCACUCACCGUGCUUAAUAGUUGCAUCUCUGUGUCAUGUUUUAUUCCUCUUUUUCUCUUUUUUGUGGCAAUUUUCUUCACGCUUUAUACAGUUGGCGCUUUAUGAUUCAGUCAAUCAAAUGUCUCAUGUCCUUACCCAGCUCUAUUGGGUUUGAGGCUGAUUCAAAAAAAGAUUGUAAUGUAUUAUUAUUUUGCACAGUUUAUAUGAAUUCCAAAUCUUUUGUUUGUGGGGUUUUGUUCUUUUUUUCUCGUUUUUCUGCUGAAUGUGGCAGUGCUCUGUAUGCAUAUGCACACUGUGUUCUUCACUGCCGCAUGUUCCAAUAAAUAAUCUAUAUGGCUUGA